AUUGAUACAUACCCUAUCAUUGGUCUAUUUUUAUCAUUUUUGUAGAAGUUGGUUUUACUACUACGUUGGGUCUACUGCUUAAACACUGAGAAGUUUGAUUGUUAUCAAACAAAGGUACCCUGUUCUUCAACAGGGUGCCUUUCCAAAAUGGCUGAAAAUAAACUUGGAGGCGACUGCAGACCUAGCAAUGCUGUUGUCCCUCAACAAGUUGGUCAUCAAGGAACCAGACCUCCCGAAGCCAUCAAAGAGUCAACACCAUGGGUCCAAGAAGGCACUUGCGAUCCACGCCGCGUGGUGAGUACGUCUGCCAGAGGGCGCGACGGAGAGUACCAGAACUCCAAGACAGAGAUUAUUUUCCCGCCUGCCCUGCCUGAUAUCACUGUUGAGAAAGACUGGGUCUACAUCGGUGCACAGGACCGCAAACAGCCAGUAUCUCUUCCCGCCGAUGAGGAGCUAGACUGCGAGCAGAGCCCCGUCGUCUCCUUAUGCAACCCAUGGUACAAAGACGCGGGGAAAAGUCACGCUCGCCAUUCAAUUGCAGGAUUUCCGGGAUUUCCGCAAUACUUCAGUGAGAAAAAACGCUUGCAAUCCUUCAAGAAGAACCGCUGGCCGUCCCACCUUCCAUCCCCAGAGCGGAUGGCCAAAGCCGGACUUUUCUUUAAAGGAAAAGUCAUUGUGAACGGUGUGACCUACGUUGACAUGACAACGUGUUUCCAGUGCGGGAAAACCCUUCAUGCCUGGGAGUGUGGCGACGAUCCUGUUAAAGAACACCGGCGCAUCUAUCCUAGAGAGCGCUGCUUGGACCAUCUGCCUUAGAAUCAAGUGACGGGACACACAAAAAAAAUAAUAAAAAUAUACUCUUUUUUAUCAUUUGAAUAUCUACUUUUUUCCUACCAAUAGAAUUGGCUUAGCUGGAAAGGAAUCGUGUUUAAUCAAAUUUUAAAGAUGGUCAGUCUAGAUAGCGGUUUUUCUUUUACUUGUAUGGAAGUUUGUAUUUUUCAGCUUAAAUGAAUUUGUUUGCUUAUUUAAUUAUAGUUUAGGAUGAAUAAGAAGAGUAUAUCUUUUGGGAAGGAUCAAUAUUUUAAAAGUUUAAGGAAUCUGUCCCACAAAUUAGCUAGAUAUUUCAUAGUUCCAUUAGCUUUAGUGUAAAAAUGUUGUUGCCUGGAGACCCCUUACAAUUUGGGUAUUAUUUGAAAAGAGUUUGCUAGCUGAUCACAAAUACUUAAAAUAAAUGCUCGAAAGAAAAUCAUACAUUAAGUUAGUACAGUUUGUAUAUUUGUCUUUAUUUUAACUGAAAUCGAACGCAAAUGACGUAUUUUAAUUGCAAUCUUUGGGGGCCUAAAAGAACUUACGUGUAAAAGUAUUUUCAGUAUCUGAUUUCUUUAACUCUUUUGUUUGCACACAUAACCCUUUAAAUGCUACCAAAGUGAUAUGGGGUCACCUGCGACAUCCAAAAUUCACAUAUUUGUGGGUAGGAUUCCUUAGUAGUAUUUUAAAGGGUAUUUUGGGCAUUAUACAAUACAAUAAGGCUUAUUUUUGAAAGGGUUAUUACAAUUACUUUUUAAGAUGAUAUAUUUACACAACUAUAAACUUACAACGUAUAUCUAAAUUUAACAUAUUUUUUCGGUAAGAUUCCUUUAUAUUAAAUGCUAUUUUUAAAAGAGUAUUUAUAAGGCAUUAUUAACAAAAUAAGGCAUAUUUUUGAAAGCAUUAAUACUUAUACUUUUUAAGAUGGUAUUUUUACACAACAAAGUAAGGCAUAUUUUUGAAUGCAUUAAUACUUAUACUUUUUAAGAUGGUAUUUUUACACAACUCUAAACUUACAAUGUACAUACAAAUUAUGAUAUGUAUGAAUGAACUGUUUGCAUGUUAUCAUUAAACCACUAUGUUCUACA
Messenger RNA from Mya arenaria, 1895 nucleotides. RefSeq lists its product as uncharacterized. NCBI's taxonomy places the organism in Eukaryota, Metazoa, Mollusca, Bivalvia, Myida, Myidae. The coding region runs from base 148 to 816 and encodes 222 amino acids. Gene Ontology annotation, molecular function: cysteine-type endopeptidase inhibitor activity involved in apoptotic process; ubiquitin protein ligase activity. Gene Ontology annotation, cellular component: nucleus; cytoplasm. Gene Ontology annotation, biological process: positive regulation of protein ubiquitination; regulation of cell cycle; negative regulation of apoptotic process. The record is from RefSeq and is a predicted model, not a curated record. The transcript has 3 exons.